CCUUGAGUAUUCCAGAAACAUGCCGUAUGCUAUUUUUGAACUGUCUGUCCCGGAUCAACAAUUAGGCACCCGUAUUCUCGUGUCACCCACAAACGAGGGAUUCAGAUAGAGAUUCCCAGGUUCCCAAAAACACACGAACCAACCUUAUUUCGAGGUCAAGACAGCCCAGCCGGUUCAAUCGGUCCAGGGUCGAAAUGUUGUUACCUUCGCUUGUUGGUGCGCUUCCAGAGCCUGAUCGACGACAAGGGAAUCUGAAGCUUCGAGAACAAGAAAGGGGUCUCCGGGCACGCCGGGUUCCAAGGGCCGUCAGAAGAGGCAUGGCAAAGCAUGAAUGAAUGGUUGUCCAAGACGCAGCUGCCGCAGUGGAAAGCUGGUGGACGAAGGUUUAGUGGGUGGGGUCGCCAGCGGCCUGUCAAGAGUAAGAACCUAGCAGGGGAAGCGACGUGUGCCAGAGCAACUAGGUAGGUGAGAAGUGUUCCAUUUAGUACCGUGACCGUAGGUAGCCUGUUGAUAUCACUUUCUUCAGUAUCCAAUACUAUUACCUAUCCCUAUCCAAAUCACCUAUACUCAAGACGCACCCUAUCUCGUCCCCUGCAUUGCCUGCUCUCCAUCUUCAGGUGGUUGCUGGGCAGUGGUGAGCUUCCUUCUUCUGAAACACCCCUCCAGGAGCCAAAAGAGCCAAUCGCAACUCGGACCAUCUUCCGCCCACUCGCCCACUCGACAUGGACACAAGCUUUCUGUCCACCAUCACUUCAGACUACUGUCAUGAAUGGAUAUCACCACAACCUAUACUGGUUCGACAAACUUGUGUUUGGUUUCUGAUGCUGUUUCGACGAGGGUAGUCCUAAUCUUGUUGGUGAUACUGCUCAAGCAAACAUGAAGAGAAUAGCUCGCAGCACUUUGAGCAUUCUUCCCAUCUUCUGAAAUGGUGUGACGAAUACCGAGUGGUGUAGCUACCCAGCAGUAGAAAAAAGAAACCGACACUGAUAACUCUACUGAGGGUUCGUCAACAUCAACACCCACGCCUUCUCCUCCACCAGUUCAAGAUAGGGUUACAUCGUCCCAAACAUGACGUUUCGGGUAUCGUGUGGCUGCAGAAGGUUGCUAAAUUAGCCGCGACAACGGCUCCGUUUUCGAUCCGGCGCUGCUGAACCCUGUCCUUCCUCUGGUGCCGUUAGCCUCGGCGGGUUUCUGGCAACCCCUUUCUCGCCUUUAGCUUCUUUGUUGUUCUCACUAGCACCGUUGCAAUGGGAUCGACCGCCUAUGCCCGUGGACAGCUCUCAGUCUUGGGAACUGAUGAAUUCGGUUACAAGAAGAGACCCGAGAAACCGUGCCUGGAUUCAUUCGAGUCUUCCACUCUCCUGGCAAACAUGGCUUCCCAAGACGUUUCACGCCCCAUCUCGGAGUCUCAGCUUGUCGAUCCUGGAAAAAGUGCUGCGCCACACCGAAUUCUGAGAUGGCAGUCUCCAUCAAGGGCAUGCGGAUACGGGCCAUGUGCUAUUUAGAGCCUCCGAGUCUGUCUCAACCCCAUGUGUCUUUUUGUGCUUCUGUGAAAGCGAGACCAAACAAGAUGGAGCGCAAGGGCAUGGGAGCGGCGCUGCAGACGGAAACUCUGUGCAAAACCCUUGCCGUCCUGACCCUCCGACCGUGCAACGGUCUGUCAUCUGCCCGUUCCUGA
Molecule: messenger RNA, 1678 nt
Organism: Podospora bellae-mahoneyi
Lineage: Eukaryota; Fungi; Ascomycota; Sordariomycetes; Sordariales; Podosporaceae
Exons: 4
Coding region: 1457-1678 (73 amino acids)
Source: RefSeq, a predicted model, not a curated record